UGCCUUGCGCAUGCGCAGUGCUGUGCUCCGUGCGGCGUUCCGCUGAAGGGAUGAGGGCAGCGGAUUCAUGAACAACAGACCCAGAUGCUGAUGAGAGAAGCGCGGCUACACGGGGGACGCACGGUUGUCAGAGAAUGCCACGGCAGGAAAAGAGUUUCCAUCCACUGGCUCUGAGGAAAGGCAUCUUUGUCUCAUUGACUAGGUUCUUUGUUUUUGACUUGAAGUCGUAACUGCAGCUAAUGCUGCAUAUCCUGACGUUACAAUGCCAGCGGGGCUGAAUGCGCAAGGCAGCGGUAUUCCUGUCUCAGAUGCGAUGGAAACCCAUCAUGUUGCAUCACCUACAUCUUUCUGGGUUUCUGGGUUGUGGCCGUGCCUUUGCAGUUGUAGAUAGGCUACUAUAGACAUACAAGAGGUCAGAUACACUGCUUGUUUUGCUUUGCUUUGCUUUACCCCAAAACGAACGUGCCUUAAAUGUAAGAAGGAGUGACCAAAUGUUGCCCAAGGGAAGGGCGUGUUGUGCCAUGGCUUCUUCCUACUCCAUUGUCUUUUCCAGGAUCAUUUAAGAGGAGGAAAAGAAAGUCCAUCAUAGUAACAGUGAUGCUCCUAAUCGUCUCCAUACUCAUCCUGGUCUUUGGUCUGGCCGCUACUACCAGGACACAAAACAUCACUGUCGGUGGCUACUAUCCAGGAGUCAUUCUCGGCUUCGGGUCCUUUCUGGGAAUCAUUGGCGCUCAUUUGAUAGAGAAUAAGAGGCAGAUGCUGGUGGCCUCCAUCGUCUUCAUCAGCUUCGGAGUGGUGGCGGCCUUCUGUUGUGCUAUAGUGGAUGGCGUUUUUGCUGCAAGACAUAUAGACCUCAGACCUCUAUAUGCUGGCCGAUGUGAAUAUUACUCCAGCGGGACCGCGUUUGAUUUAGAUGUUCACUGUCAAACCGCAUAUCGCGUCCCCUGUAACCUGCGUGUGAAGAGCAACACCUGCUACUGCUGUGACCUUUACAACUGUGGCAAAGAGCAUCCUCUUAUGGGACUUCAGAAUAAAGAUGUUUUGAAAAAAUUUAGGAAAUCCUCCAUGAUUUGGAAUCGAGUGGAAGUGCGAGGAGGGUACCAUGAGUACACAGAGGUGCGGAGCUGCCAGGACGUUGUGCAUCUUUACCACCUGCUGUGGUCUGCUACUAUCCUCAACAUUGUUGCUCUGUUUCUGGGCAUCAUCACAGCCGCGGUGCUGGGGGGAUUUAAGGACAUGAUGCCUACUGCAGCACCAGAUUCCUGUGAGCCAGAACUUCUCCCUAUUCCUCCGCCCCCAGAGACUCCUGGACCCACGACAUCCAACAACUCUUUUUACAACACUGCCCCCUGCUUACCUCCAUACACUGCCUAUGACCUUCAGGGUGCCAGCAUGUUUCCUGACUCCUCAGGCCUCUCUGAUGACUCUCAGUCUGGAGCCAGUCACAUGUGGCCAAAUAUGAUCCCGCCUCGUUAUUCUCCUCCUUAUUACCCACCUGAUGAGAAGCCCCCACCAUACAGCCCCUAAGGGACCAGUCUAAGGAAGGCAUUUUCCUGCCAAGAGAGAACUGGCAUUGGGUAUUUUUGGAUAUUGGAGUAACCCAUCAUUGAACAAUAAUUUGUCAAUGGUUUGCAGAGGAGGUUCACCUGUGCAGCGGGUUAAGUACAGAGAGACUACAGCAUUAGCCACGCUCAUUCAUCACCAUUCAGCUGAUGUAAUAUGCAACAUUAAAACUUGACAGGAUUCGCUCAAGUCAAACCCAGUGUGUAAAAUAUUCACAUUAUGUAGCCUCAAACCAAGAGGACUAUACCUAAUAACAACUAGCCUGACUAUGAGAUCAAGACUGUUCACAGAUAAGCCUUAAAAUGUGUGUCUGCUUCUAGUACGGCUCCACCUGGCUCGCCUCUUCAUCCCGUUAUAGGUAACGUCUGUGGGUCGCCUAAUUGUGUUUCCUUUGCGUAACUUCAUAAUGUGAACGUCUCCCUUCCAAAGUGGCACAAAGUGUUUCACAUCGCCUCUGCUCUCUCGGCUCGAGGAUGAGUCUCUUAUCUUAUCUAGCAAUUGAUUUGCACUUUAUUGUCUUCAGAAUUGACUGUAUUCACACAGUUCUAGAUAAUUAUAUUUAACUGUUUCGGGCAGCUAGAUUGCAAAGAACUGUACAUAUAUUUAGGCUGAAUCUUAUUUUUGUCCUGAGUGCUUCAUUAGGAUCUAAGACCUAACCUGUAAUAUGUGGUGUUUCUUCUGCAUUACGUCAAGCACACAAUCAUGUCACAAAUUCAAAUAUCCUUUUGUGACAAAAAUAUCCUUUGCUUGAUAUGUGCAAAGUAAUAAGCUCUUACAUUGUGGUAUGAAGAAUGAGAGGGCUUUCAAAACUUGUACAUUUCACAUUCGUCCACUGUUCUGCGAUGCCGACAGGACUUACCGAAUGUAAAAAAGGAGGCUUAGCUUUGUAAGUGUCCAUCAUAUAAACCUACAUUCACUACAUAAUAAUAGAAAUUCCCUCCACAAUGCAAAUAUAUCAGUGUGUGCAAUGUUGUAUAUGUUGUACAUAUACCGAACGAUCAAACUGCCUUCUCGUAACACAACAGAAUUGAGUCUUAAGACUUAGUCUUCUCCUUUUUGUCUGUUUGUGUGUUCACUGUGAAUGUCAUGUCUAUACACUGUACUUCAUGUGCUUGAUUUAUAUAAAGAACACUGUCCUUUACUGUCGUGAGUAGAGAUAUUACUUCAAAUUCAAUGAUUUUAUUACUUCCUAUUUGACAUUUGGGUGCAGUCACAUGCUAUAAAGAAAACCCGUAAAGUGGA
Molecule: messenger RNA, 2805 nt
Organism: Cyprinus carpio (common carp)
Lineage: Eukaryota; Metazoa; Chordata; Actinopteri; Cypriniformes; Cyprinidae
Product: transmembrane protein 255A-like
Exons: 10
Coding region: 598-1527 (309 amino acids)
Source: RefSeq, a predicted model, not a curated record